Messenger RNA from Brettanomyces nanus, 663 nucleotides. RefSeq lists its product as uncharacterized. The record is from RefSeq and is a predicted model, not a curated record. NCBI's taxonomy places the organism in Eukaryota, Fungi, Ascomycota, Pichiomycetes, Pichiales, Pichiaceae. The transcript has 2 exons. The coding region runs from base 1 to 663 and encodes 220 amino acids.
AUGGUAACCGAUUUCAUCAAACUACACGGUAACGCAAUAACCUGCUCGUUUACUCUGCUCUUCUCUUCUCCUUCAACUAUGGCACUUCAUAACUACAUCUACUUCAAGCAUACAGACAGAGAAGUGGCCAAAAUAGCGCGGCCUGAAGACCCUCGUCCGUAUCCGUUAGGUAGCAGCGAGCGGGGUGACCAAAAUGAAGGUGAUCGUACGGGCGAGAUCGGCCGGAGAAAUGAUGAUUCUCGCGGUACCCAUGUCUCCCGUGGCUCUCGUGGCCCUGGUAGCUCUGGUAGCUCUCACUCCCAUGGCUCUCGUUUCUAUGGCUCUCAUGACUCCCAUGAUAACCGGGGAAUCUACCAACUCCCCUUAUCUUCGUCCUCUUCGUCCUCUUCCUCCUCUAUACCCGGUAAAGAUUCCGAGGAAACAGAUCGUUCCACCACCUCCAGGGAGCCUGGUGAAAUGGCCCAGUCCGCUCUCCCUAGAAUGGUCAAUGCCCUGGGAAUCCCCUAUGAUCACAAUAGAGAAUGCCAGCAUGCCAACAGCAGAGCUCAGAUCGCUACCACUUCUUCAGGAGAGAGAUGGAUCGUACGUGAUGGAAGACGUAGAAAAUUAAAGAGUCGUUUUGCAAAGCACUCAGCUCAGGUCAAGGCACAGACAGAGGCUUAA